Molecule: messenger RNA, 2597 nt
Organism: Blastomyces gilchristii SLH14081
Lineage: Eukaryota; Fungi; Ascomycota; Eurotiomycetes; Onygenales; Ajellomycetaceae
Exons: 2
Coding region: 327-1016 (229 amino acids)
Source: RefSeq, a predicted model, not a curated record
GGAGAAGCCUCCCUUUUAUGUGACAUAUAUUAUUUCCCCUUUCAGCUGUUGCAUGCGUCUUGGGAAUUUUCUGUUAUGUCGAUCUUGAGAGCCGAGCAGCCCCGAUGAGUAUCCGCAUGAUACAAGAAUCGAGCGGCGGCCUAUCUCCAUCAGGCAUAUUAUAUAUAUUGGUAAACCGGGUAGGGGUUUUGUAGUGGACAUAUUAUGUCCAGGACGCGUGUAGAGGAGAACACCCAGUGAGCAUCGAUGCGUGCCAGACUGUCGGGGACUGGGUGCAGCAAAGAGCAGCUUCGAAAAAGCAAACAGUGAACUAGAAUGAGAUCUGCAUGAUGACAGCAACGCGCCUGAUCGGAAUCCCACUUAUGUAUGUAUCUCGGUUUCAACGCGGCGAGAAUUGGCAACCUCGAUGUGAAGAAAUGGGCGGCUCUCAACACCAUCUCGUCUUCUGCUCUCCGAACCUCUGCCUCCCAUUGCAACCACCACUAAGCGACUACUGUGGCAUUUCCCCCUGGUUCUCAUUCUGCGACUCUCGGUUUGCGAUAGUCGUGAGGAAUAAUGCUAAUCUAAGCAAAACAAGGAAGCGUAGGCGACUGGUCAAAAUGUCGUAUCAGGAACCCUCUGGCUCCAUCCGCGGCGCACACACUAAGGACCUCCAAGCUCGAAACACGAGACUAUUGAUUAGCUCUUGCUUUUGGCAUGGCAUGGGCUGCAGACAUCGUCGUCCGAGGCCGAUGGCUCUGCCAAUUCUGCUAAGAAAGCCUGUGGGCGAGAUCAACCAUGGAUGGCGCUGCUGCCAGGCUCUUGUCCCAUUAAGGCAGAAAUUAUAUGCGCCGGGCAAGCUGCCAAAAAAAUUGAGCAGACGCUAUAUCUAUCUACGGACGCCUUUCUUUCCGCCUUUCAUAUUCCUCUCUGUCUGUCUGUCUGUCUGUCUGUCUGUCUGUCUUCACUCUGUCGCCGCCUCCUUCCGAGCACUCGUUGAUUGUGCACCAAUUUCUACUGUGUACCACCAGAGAUAGAUAUCCCUUCUUGUGUUUUGGUCUGCCGCUUGUCCUCACCAAUCGUUGACCUCCCUAUCCUUUUCUAGAACGUUUCUCAGAGGCCGGUGACAUCGGCUCGAACCCCUUGCUGGGAAAAGAGGAAUCCCUUUGCUGCGUCUGCAUGCAGGUUCCAUCGCCUUGGUUUCGGGAAACGCGAUCGAAAACAGUCGCCGUUUGUACAUGUACAACCAACUGAUAUCACUUCCACUAUAAUAAUUCUACACUACUAUACUCUCCGAAACGACCGCAUUCUCCCAUCUACGCUGCAAUUGACAUUCACGGCUCUCAAUCGAAGACUAAUUCAACUGCCACGAGCCAGAGUGCAUUGUGAAUCUCUCUGGCCACGACUAUAAAUAACCCCGAACGAUCGUUCUUGGCCCAAAAAAAAAUCCCAUCAAAAAUCAUCGACUCUCUUUCGACAACAUUUACUACCUACUUUCGCUUUACAGGCCUGGUCACCUUCAAGAACUUCAACGAAGAAAAAAAGCUCCCCUUGCGCAUUGCCAACUCCCGCCCCUUGUCAGUCCCAACCAACCUUAAACCUUGGGUUUCGUGGCGCACUGCACUACUGACAGCAACCAUCCAUCCCAUCCCCCUUCAGCGCUCCUCCCGAAGUCCCCAGCGAGAAAAUCCCCAGAGGUGAUUGAAGAGUUAGCGUGUGCCGAGCCCUGAAGCCGACCCACCGAACUAAGGCUAGUCUGGCCUAUUGGACCGCCGAAGCUGGUCCCGAAAACCGCACCACCGGUAAUCUAGCAAAACUCAAAGGAACGAUUCGGUUCGUUGAGCGACUCGGAAGCCCAAUUGGCCAGUGGACGCAGAACUGCUUUUUAAUACAACCGACUCCUCGGGUCGUGCAUUCCGUCAUCCUGCCGACAAUCACAAAGUAAUAAUACUCAUCAUGGCUAAUUCGACCUGUCCCCAUCAAUGGGCGAUUAUCCAGAGUGACCUGAGCCUCCUCAGUUGGAACUGUUCCUACUGUACGUCCGGUCCUUUUUUUGCAAUCUGGCAGUGUAAACUCUGUCACCAGAAUAAGUGUGAUCCUUGCUAUAGAAAGGGAUAGUUCCAAGUUCUAGAUUGGUUGUUCAUCCAGUUUUUGGCGUGUUGCUACUUUUCGGUCGUGCUGUCUGUUUACUGCGUAUUCUUAUUUUUCAAUUGUAUUCCCUCUGUUUUUGGUUCGCUUUUCAGUUUUAUCUAACCUAUUAAUAUAUUUUUAUUUUAUUUAUUUAUCUAUCUGUCUAUUUAUUAUUUAUUUUUUUGGGAUGGGUUGGGAUAGGAAACUUAGGGAGAUAUUUUCUGCAUCAUUUUUAGUGUUGGGUUACCCCCUAUAGCAAGUUAAUUGAAAGCUGAUUUUCUAGCUCCCCUCUCUCCUUUUAACAAUACAUAGGAAGAAUAAUCUAACUAGAUAGCUAAAAACGUAUGAAGCAUGAUGAUAGAGAAAAUUUUUCGGAAAUGAAGAACAUGGUUAUUAGCUCUGUUCCUCUGAAAGGUCAUUCAUUCCAUGCUUCCCCACGCCUGUUUACCCUCAAAUACUAUUUAUUAGCAGAAGAAAUUGAAACUCCC